This is a messenger RNA of Acanthoscelides obtectus, 572 nucleotides long. The record is from the annotation of a GenBank genome assembly. Lineage: Eukaryota; Metazoa; Arthropoda; Insecta; Coleoptera; Chrysomelidae.
AUGAACCCUAGGACGCUUUUUGUUCAUCAAGGUACAAAACUGUGUUUUGGAAGCAUUAAACUGUACAAGAUUGUUGCGUCCCCAAGCAGUGGUAACCUACAGGCCUCUCGUCAGAGAGGAAGUCGCUGGUAGUCUUCUUUUGUCCAGCUCGCACUGUAAGAGAUAGGCUUGUGGUCCAGCAUGUAGAGUGCUGUCAUCAGCAAAGCUGUUGGAUGGAUGGAUGAACCGAGCAGAAGGGUGGGUCGUUGAUAUUUAAGAGGAACUUGUUUGCACAAGUCUAAACCCAGCCAGCAAGGACACGUAUAUUUCACGUGAAAUCAACGUACCUCUUUACGUAGUAUUCACGGCCCUAUUCGACGUGGAAAGUCCGUUGAAUUUGUGGGCGAAAUAUCAGAUAGAAUCAACGUCAUUUUCUUACAGCGAUUCCACGUGAUUUAUACACGUAGUUUCCACAUAGAAUCGACGUUACUUUUUGAUGACGAUUUCACGUGAUCUACAUACGUCGUUUCCAUACCUCUUUUCGACGUGGAAAGUCCGUUAAUUUAUGGGCGAAGUGUGAGAUGGAAUCGACG